UUUGUAUAAACAGGAAUAAAUACUAUAGCUUUUCUUGCUAUAGAUGGCAGUAGUGAAGAAAAAUUUGAGCAACUGAGUUUCACGUGUUAUAUAAAACUCGUUUGGUUGAUAUGUUAUAGGAUCCGUGUAUCCGUGGUUAUACAUACAAUAAUAAGAUGUUGUCGAUCACAAAAAGCAGAAGUUUUCUGAGGAUCCAACUGUGUCGUCACUUUCACUCUAGCAAUAUUGUCUUCAAUGAUGCAGCACCAAGGAAGGCAUCACUGGCAAAUUUAAGGAAGGCUACAGGCUUCUCAAUCCUACAAUGCAAGAAGGCCUUGGAAAAGUUCCCUGAUGACAUGGAAAAAGCAGAAGCUUGGCUUAAUGAACAGGCUGCAGAACAAGGAUGGGCCAAAGCCAAUAAAUUAGGGCACAGACCAAUGUCUCAGGGGCUCAUAGGGGUGUUGAAAAAGGAUUCUAUGGGAAUCAUGGUUGAGGUUAACUGUGAGACAGAUUUUGUGGCUCGGAAUGAUAAGUUCAGAGGGCUGGUGGGAAAAGUGACCUCUGCAUGCUUUCAUCAUGUCAAGGACUCUUCUGAGGAUAAGGUCAGUCUGACCAAAGAGGCACUGUCAGCGGUCCCCACUCCAGAGGGUAAUGUUGGGGACGCUGUGGCCCUAGUGGUGGGUAGUGUAGGGGAAAACAUGGCAGUACGCCGGGCAGCCUUCUUUAGAGCACCAGAAGGAAGUCUAUUGUCCUCGUAUGUCCAUGCUGUGGGUGCAAGCCAUGUAGAUGAGGGAGACUGUUUGCUGGGAAAGUAUGCUUCUUUUGUGCUCACAAAACCUGCAGAGUUAACUGCCUCUGAAAAUGUGACAGAAGCUACAGCUGGAGAAACCGCAACCAAAGAAACAGAAGAAGAGGAUGAAGAUGACAAAAUGGAUCCAGCAGAUCUUGGCAGGCGGUUGUCACAGCAGGUAGUGGGUAUGAAUCCUUUAACAUUAGGAGAUCUUCAAACAGACAAACCAUCAGAUGACAAGGGUGAAGAAACCAGAUUUUUAUUCCAAGAAUAUCAAUUUAAUACUGAAAAAACUAUCAAAGACGUUUUACUAGAGAAUCAGGCGAUGGUGACAGACUUUGUCAGAUAUGAAUGUGGAGAAGAACUUUCAGAGGAAGCUAGCUCAUCUUAAUAUUGCUUUAUUACCAGUACCUUGCAUAAAAACUGAGAACUUGCAUACUAAUUUUAAAUAUCACAAAGUUGAUAGAUAUUUUCUUUAGUGUGAAGACUGGAUGGAAAGCAAAAUUUUCUUUUUACACAUGAAGUUGGGUCAGAUAAAUGACAAACGGUGAAACCUCUUAAUAUAAGAAUAGACUUAAGAUUCCAAAUAAAUUGAGUACCUUGUUAUUUAUGUCAAGUGUCUUUGCCGUAAACUUAAAUAUCUUUUUUUACAAGAGCCCCAAGAAACAUGAUAGAAAAUGCAUGAAAUGACAAGUGUUCAGUUUCAAUGGAGAUUGAGCAAUGACCCAAACACUUGUCAGUGUUUAUGAAUAAAGAACACUGAAUCAGAUGUACUGUUUUUCAGUCUUUGAUAAUGACUUUAUUAAGUUGAAAAUAAGAGUCAAACAAUUAUACUUAGUAUAAAUACAACAGUUAUUUUAUUUUAGUCUUUUUUAUUACUUUGAAUUAUACAGUGGUCCAUUAUAUACCAGUAAAUGAAAUAAAUGAAUUUUUUAAACCUUCA
Lingula anatina is the source of this 1712-nucleotide messenger RNA. RefSeq names its product elongation factor Ts, mitochondrial. Gene Ontology annotation, biological process: mitochondrial translational elongation. Gene Ontology annotation, molecular function: protein binding; translation elongation factor activity. NCBI's taxonomy places the organism in Eukaryota, Metazoa, Brachiopoda, Lingulata, Lingulida, Lingulidae. The record is from RefSeq and is a predicted model, not a curated record.